AGGCUUUAUGCUAUGGUCGAUUGAAAUUGGAUGGUGGUGUAUAUAUUUUAUUUCAUUCCGUGAAUCUUUAUUUUGAAGAUUUAUUAAUAAAAGUCUAAGUAAAAUGGUGUUUUCUGGUCGGUAAUAGCUAACGGGAAUAUUUUAGUGUUAAAAUAACUAAGUUAUGGCUAGUGAUUCGAACUGUGUAAGGACAGAGUUAUGUUAAUGUACUCCUCAUGUCACCGGGUUCCACCUAUGUACCUGGCCCUCGAAGACAUGCGGCGUAGGUAGAGAUGGUGAAGUGAGCGCGGCGAGAUGGUGCCGUGUGUGGUAGCUGCGCUGCUUCUGGCCACGUCCGCGCGCGCCCUCGACAUAUCUCAAUGCAUCGCGCCCCUGGGUAUGCAGAGCGGGCUCAUACCGGACAAGGACCUGAGCGCCAGCUCCUCCUUCAACGACGGGAAUGUGGGACCACAGAAUGGAAGGUUAAAUCAAGAGAUAAAAGGCGGCGCUUGGUGCCCCAAGUCCCAGAUCACGACGGAGUCGACCGAAUGGCUGGAGAUAGACCUUCGGUCCGUCCAUGUGAUCACGGGAGUGGGCACGCAGGGCCGCUUCGGCAACGGCCAGGGCGCAGAGUACGCGGAGGCCUACGUCAUCGAGUACUGGCGGCCUAAGCUUGGGAAGUGGGUGCGCUACCGCGGCUCGGACGAAAAGGAGAUAAUGCAGGGCAACACAAACACGUACUUGGAGAAGAAGAACCACCUAGACCCGCCGAUAUGGGCUCAGAGGAUCCGCGUCAUACCCUACAGCUUCCACCGGCGUACCGUCUGCAUGCGGGUCGAGCUCUACGGCUGCUAUUGGAGCGUCGGCAUAGUAUCAUACAACAUGCCCAAAGGCGACAAGCGCAGCAACGGCGUGGAGCUGACUGACAUGAUCUACGACGGCACGUGGGGCGACGAGCUGCGCGGCGGGCUCGGCCAGCUGGUCGACGGCAAGUUCGGCGGCGACGAGAUCCGCGAGGCCUCACAGAACUCCGCCUGGGUCGGCUGGAGGAACGACACCCGCCCCAACCCGCCCGCCAUCGUGUUCGAGUUCGACAAAGUGCGCGAGUUCAGCGCCGUGCACCUUUAUUGUAACAACAAGUUCAUGAGGGAGGUUCAGGUGUUUUCGGAGGCGAUCAUAUCGUUCUCGAUCGGCGGCCACCACUUCCAAGACGAGCCCAUCCGCUACACGAACGUCGAAGACAACAUAUUCGAGAGCUCCCGCAACGUGAGCAUCAAGCUACACCACCGCAUCGGGAAGUGGGUCCGCAUCGAGCUGCGGUUCUCGUCGCGGUGGAUCUUGAUCAGCGAGGUCGUCUUUGACUCGGACGUCGCUCAAGGCAAUUACACUCCCGAGAGCCAAAAACCAUCCAGCGGCAAGGAGAAAACCAAACUCAUACCGAGCAACCCCCAGAUCCCCAUAUCGACCGCCCAUCAGGAGGACCCGCUCUACAUGGCCAUCGUCGUGGGGGUGCUCACGGCGCUGGUGAUACUCCUCGCCGUCGCCGUGUUCCUCAUCAUACACAGGCACAGACACAGAAAGUGCUUCGCGUCCCCCUUGGCGAAGACCACGGUCUCCCAGAAGAGGGAAGACAGCUAUAGCCGCUGCGGAACCUCGUCGCACGUGUCGAUGUUGCCGGCGAAUAAGAUGAAUAUAGACUGCGCGUUAGAUGUUAAGUCCGACGAGUACCAGGAGCCCUAUCAGGCUCUCAAGUGCGCGCCGUAUUUUAGUUAUAGCACCGUGUUGCUAGAGAUGAAAGACUUUGUUAAGGAUUCCAAUACAGCUUUAUCAGAUAGCUCAAACUACGACUACGCAGUGCCGGAGCUGAGCUCGGCGCCGCUGCUGACGAAGCGUCGGCUCGGCGACAGCCUGUCGGACCGCGCCACCGAGAUCAUGGGCGAGCGGCUCGACCUCGACGUGGACGCGCGCCUCUCCGCGGCCGGCUCCGUUCGCUCCAAGCACAGCGCAAGGUCGGCGAGCCAACAGGAGGUGUUCAUAGACAUGAAGCGGAGACUGGAGACGACCAACGUGAUAGAGUUCCCGCGACAUCGGUUGCGUAUGAUCUCCAAACUAGCCGAAGGCGCCUUUGGCACGGUAUACGUGGCCGAGGCGGACGGCGUACCUGAAUAUAACGGCACCAUAACCCCUGAGAAGCGGCUGGUUGCCGUCAAAUUCCUGUGCCACGACGCAUCCGCUAAGGAGAGGGAAGAGUUCGAGCGCGACGUCCGUAUCCUCGCAGCCCUCUCAUCGCCGCACCUGGCCCGGGUGCUGGGCGCCUGUCGCUCGCCACCUCUCGCCGUGGUACUGGAAUACCUGGAGCUGGGCGACCUGUGCGCCCUCCUGCGGGCAGCGCCCCCUCCGCCUAGUGCCCUGCUACACAUCGCCACGCAGAUCGCUGCUGGGAUGCAGUAUUUGGAGUCGCUCAACUUCGUCCACCGCGACUUGGCGGCCAGGAACAUCCUUGUCGGCAAAGGGUACCAAGUCAAGAUCAGCGAUUUUGGCACCGACAACGAGGCUUACGCCUGUGACUAUUAUAAGGUGGACGGCCGCAUACCCCUACCGCUGCGCUGGGCGGCGUGGGAGUCCGUCCUACUGGGAAAAUACACGACCAAGAGCGACGUGUGGGCGUUCGCGGUCACCCUCCACGAGAUCUUCACCCUCUGCCGCCGCCGGCCCUACGAGCACCUCACCGAGAAUGAGGUCCUCGAGAACCUCUCGCACCUGCAGCUAGGCGACGGUAUGUUCGAGGUGCUGGCGCGCCCAGCGGGCUGCCCGCGCGACCUGUACGACCUGAUGCGCGCGUGCUGGCGGCGCGACGAGCUGGCCCGCCCCUCCUUCGCCGACCUGCACCUGCUGCUGCAACGCACGGCCGCGUGAUACAUGUGUUAGAGGCCGGAGCUUGCACCGUCCGACAACAAGUGCGUUUUUACAGUCUCUCCAUUAAUCCCUUGAGCCCCGCGGACGCGAUAUUGGGUCAGCGAUGACAGUCAACAUUCGAUGAGGUUAAAACCUACAGAGUAGGAUCGUAUCCAGAAAUACAGACUUUAUGUGGGUCUAUACGAUGUAACUCUCGACCCACUUGAUUUUUUAUCAGUAAUAUUAGAUACAUUCGCAAUAGAAAAAAUUAAACAAGCAAAUAUUGAAGGUUUUUUGUUACAGUGAUUUAUAUAGUUCUUAAUUCCAUAACUAAGAAAUUAGUCUUAUUUUUUGACGAUUGUAUCGCCACCUGAGCUUAGUAUUGGUUCGUAUGUCCUCAUUCUCCCCUAAGACGUUUAUUGGCUGGCAAAUUUAAGUCCCCAGGACUCAAGAGAUUAAUAUAAGAGACGAUUUGACAAAAACGAACUUCGUGGUAUGACCCUGCGCAACGGCCUUAGAGCAAACGCUGCAUAGGUAUUAGAGGGCCCUUCCGGCGACUCGAUUACCUGUUUACAAUGAAACAGGGACGCUGCAUACUGUGGCAAUAAAGGUCGACUCCCACCGAUCCGGCGAUUAUUCGGAGAAAAUAAUUGUAGAAAAUGGAUAAAUUCUAAGAAAAUAUCAUGCCCCGAAAUUUGACACUGUAGAAUAUUUCACUGUCCUGUCAAAUUGAAGAUACGAUUAUUUCAUAGACUUUAUAUCGCUUCUACUAUUAAUGUUUCUUUGAUUCGGAGUAAUGCUGAAACACUCAUGCUUUUCAACAUAUCGUGACGGUCUGUUCGAGCAACUCUCUCUUAGGGCUAGUUUAGUUGGUGCGAGAACUCGCAUGCGAGUUUCAUUACAUUGCGGUAUUUGAUCAAUCAGCAGAAUUGGAUGUAACCUCAAUAGUCCGCAAUGUAACUAAACUCUCAUACGAGUUCGCACGCCGCCGAAAUGGCCUACUCGUACGAUUAGCACGAAAGGACUACCUUCAUAGACGAACAACUAUAAACAACAUAUCCAGCACAAGGUUUAUUGGCUAUUGGAAAUUGAACCUUUGCUAAAGAUAGUUCGGGUUUAUAAAUAAGUCAGCUAUUUGUAUUAUCAUGUUGGCUAUAGGAUGCAAGCGCUAUCGCCUAGUCGCAGAGCUUAGACAGCAAAAGUUGCUACACGGACAGCAUACUCGAAAAGAACAAGCUAUCAGUUUGUUGCGGUUUCGAAUUAAAGGCAGGACAAACAGCCCACGUACGCAACACAUUACGACAAUCUGAUCCCUGAUAUUUGUAUGCUUGGAAACAUUGACCGUCACGCGUUGCGUUGCUUGUGACAAGUAUGUUUUCAAGCAUACAAAUUUCAGGGUCAGAUUGUCACAACGCGUUGCAUAAGUUGGUUGGUUUUGGCUCAGUUUGUCCCUACCUUUAAUUCUUUAGCCAUAUAGAUUAGAUACUGUUGUCAGAUUUUUGACUGGUAUAAAUAGCGCAUAUAUCCAUCUUGCGGCGAUUACAUUACGACGUCAUCGAAUAGUGCAAGUUGACUUGUUUUAUAUGAAUGUAAGUAUUGUACUUAACUCUGCAUCCAUCAUAAUGCUUAUUAAAGAGUUACUUAAGACUGGACCCUAAUAUGACUUAUUGUAAAUAAUUCUGAAGCAUAAUAUUUGACAAAUAUACACCGUGUUGAACGGUAAGGUUGUGUCAACUAGUUCAUAUGAAUUGUCACUUUGAUAGAUAUGAAUUAAGUUGAAUAUAAUUAUAUCUCGAGUAUCAAAGAACUUGGUACUUUUCAAAUGUAUUCUGUCUUGUCGUAGCGAGUACAUAUUUACUUGUGAUUGUAAGCAACCUUAAAAGUUUUCUUUCUUAGGGCUUUAACAAAAAUUUUGAUCUCUUUUUUUAUUUUCAAGCGAAUCCACCAGAUCAACUAUUCUGUAACGGAUCGCAUUGUACCUAAGUAAUAAAUUUCACGAUAGGAGAGAAAAUAAUCCAUAGCAUUGUGGUUGAAAUUUCAAACACCAACAUUCUCUCCUAGUCUAGGAGUCCUAGAGCAAAAUAUAAAAACGUUGAAAUCCGCGGCAUUUUUAAUUUUAGGUUCCUAGAGUAUUUAAUUUACUGACGUCCUGCAAUAAAACGACGAAAAUCGAAAAGUUAUGGUGUAACAGGCGGUGUAAUGUGGCAUCGUAUACAUGUCCUUUCAUACUGUCAAGUAAACAUACAGAUACAAACCCUCAGGCUUGCAGCUGACACAAGUGGAUAUGCACCCGCUAGGUUCAUGUAACGUCGCUACGCACGGCGAAACGUGUGAAUUAAGGACGAAUCAAUUACGCUUUUGUAAGACGUUCAUGCGAACUGUGUAUAGAAUCUACUAAAUUGUACCUUAAGCGAUACUGCAAAAAUCUUAUGAUAAAAACUGCCUAAGAAUAUCCCUUAAUAAUGUGAAUCGUGACUUCAAAUUGUAUUUUACGUAUCCUUUCUCGCACGCUACAAGAUCUCUUUUAAAAAUGUAUUGUUUUUAUGUAAAUCGGACCUCGCCGCAAGCAUUACACACGUUCUAGUCAAGUAAGCAAACUGUUAGUAUUAUUUUUAUACAAACCUUUUUUUUAUUUUUAUCACAUUGUUUCGGGGCGGUCCAUUUUACUUUUUUUACACAAGUUUUAUCAGAUCAUCUUAAUUGUUAUUCAUUCACAAAUAGGUAAAUGAGUUUUUGUUCAAUAAAUAAUUGUUAGCAUAUUGAAGUGACGCUGUCUAUGGUAUCCUGUGCAAUAACAUGGUUUAGUUAGAACGUAUCACCUGUGUUUUGACUCUUUUCAAAUGUAAAGUACCUUCAAUAUGAAGUCACUUCAGUAAGCUAUUGUUAUGUGUCAUUUUGUAUCGUGUUCGCAUCAAUACGCAUAGACAAUAUAGGUAUAGAAGCAUUCAUAUGAAACGGUGUCGACGCUACUCUAGUACUACCCUUUCACAAGUGAGCUACGUAUAAUAGACGCAUAAUCCAGAUCUUCCUACACUUCCUGAGCUGUUGUCGUUUUAAACGUAACGUCUCCUCUAUACGAUUGUUUAUGCUUGAGAUCUGUAAACUUUUUUAAAUACAUACCAUAAUUAUUUAAAAAGUAAAUUCAGAUAUAAUAAUGGAAUGCAAUCAUAGUGUAUUGUUUGUAUAGAAUUUGGGUACAAUAGAGUAUUCGUGUGUUGUUGGUCACUGAAGAGCUAAUCUUAUAUUGGCAAAUCGAAUAAAAACGGUCUAAAUAUUUAUAAGUGGUUUUCGGCCUAAAAUUCUGCUAUUCAUAACGAGCAGUUGCGAAGGUAUUGUUUCGACUUGCUAAUUUUUUUCAUUUUGGAAGUUUCUCACUAUUCUUGAUCCCAUAUCCGAUUUGUGUUUGCACAGGUUACCUACAGGUAGAAGUAGGUACUUUAAAUAGAUCUUAUACUUUGAUCUUAGCCAGAACCAAAGCGGGAAUCUUUGGUACAGCAACAGGGUUAGCAGGGUUACCUACUACUGAGCGAAAACUUAUCGUAUACAACCCUAAUCAUCGAUCGUAUAGAGGACCCGUUACUUAUAAAGUUACCAAUUCUUAUAGUCAUUUAUUUUCAUAUAACUUAUAUCAACGUAAAAUGAUACAACGUAAUAUUAGCUAGUAAGUCAUAGAUCUGAUUCGAUAGAAUGAAAUAUUAGAUGUAAUGAUAGUCGAAAGUCUAUUUUCCGUAGUUUGCUUCGUCGAAGGCAGUUUUAGUGACAAUAUGAGGAUAGGAAUGAGGUCAGUGCGAGGUAGAAUUCUAAUUAUGAUAAAAUGUUAUGUUAAGGGGCGGAUCUGGAGAUCAUUUUUAUGAUGUGUUACUGUGCCUACGCCGGGAUCAUUCGUGUACGAAUCCGGUUUUGGUGUUGAACGAAUUAUCGAAACAAUACGGCCCUUCGCCGACUUGAGCGGGUAAACGAUAAAUAGGUUUUUACCCACGAUGGUACCCGCGGGUGCGUACCCGCUCCGUACACCCGCGCAAGUCGGUGAGAGGCCUACAUGAUCAGGGGGCCUACCGCGAAAACCGAAAUUCGCAAAUUGUGGGGAUCUUUCUCUUUUACUCUCAUUAAGACGUAAUUAGAGUGACGGAGAAAAAUGCCCGCAAUUGACGAACUUCGAUUUUCGCGAUUAUACGUCAGGUGUAGAAACGCUUUAAGCUAUUGUGAGAGUUAUUUAAUUUAAAACUGUUGCAUGUUGUCUCCUGAUCCGUCUCAUUUCGUUCGGAUGCGCGCCCGGCGCCGGCAAUACUUUGAAUGAAACUAUACUUACAUCGAGUCACUUUUCACUAAUAAACAGCAAACGGCACUACUUUUUUUGUGUUUCGUAAAGUAUACGCGGCGCUUACGAGCAUCCGAACGCGGGCUCAAUAUUAUUAUGCUGUCUCCACACUGGCUAGUGUAAACUCAAGGCCAUUAUAAUGUAUACAUUUUUAACUUUGUAUAAUAAGUAAGUUAUAUACACCUUUAUGACCUUUAUUAUGGUACGGCGUGCCUCAUUCUAUCUAUAAUAAGAAUGUAUAACUAUCUCUUCGUACAUAAAAAUCAUAUUAAUCAACUAUUCAAUCAAUAAAUGUUCAAGAAGUGGAAGAGUAACAACUAUGUAAAUUUGUUAUGCGUUUCGAUAAUUAAUGUUUAUGACGACCUAUGUGACGGCACGCCAUUUCGCACGAAUACGCCGGUGUGGACAAGCGUUUAGUGUUAACUGUUAUUUUCGCUAUUUAUCGACAAGGCUUCACUGGGCCCUAGCACUUAGGCGUAAGACUUUAGUUGGCAAGUAGUGAGCGACACAAGUACUUAUCGUACACUAAAGGAACCAAUGUCUUAUAGAGUUAGGCUAAUCGAAUACAUAGAGGUCUAAUUAUAUUUAAGUAAGUAGAGCUACGGAUUAAGGCGUUUUGUUUGGCGGCUUACCGAACGCACCCCGCCUACCCGGAAACAAAAUUAACAAGAGCUACAGUCACCUACAUUUCCGCACAAAGUGACCUGUUGUAAUAAUUCUCGUGUGUUGGUUGAAUUCUGGGCUGGGUACUUUGAUUCUUGUUGAAAUGACAAUAAUAUGAUGAAUUGGUUCAUGUGGUGUACCUAAACCUGAAAACAGUAAAUGCAAAUAUCACUUAAACCAAGCGCGAAAAAAGAGUGUCGUAUCUUAUAUGACAUGUUUCAGUAGGUACUGUUAUUUAUUUCCGAGAAUAAGGCAGUAAGGAUCGUGUUAGGCUGUACCCGGGUGGACGGGGCGCGGCCAGGCGCCGCCCGCCGCGCGGCGACUAGUGACGUAAUGCUAGGCACUAAUAAUAAUGUACAAUAAAACACCCUCUCUGCCUUAGUGAUGCUAUUCUUACCCCUAAUGCUACGACGAUAUCACGUUAGAACGAAAUUUAUAAUGUAUCUUGUAAAUACGAAUUCUUAUAGCUGAUGUAAAUUAUUGAGCACUAUGGAAAACUUUAAUUCCUAACAAUGGUCCAAACUUCACUCGCUUUUUUAUUUGUACUAUACGAUUAUACAAUUUCUAUAUAGAUAAAUGAAAUAAUGAAAUUAGACUAGAUACAUCUUAUGCUUUAAUUUUUAUUUUAUAGAUGUAAAACAUGUAUUUGUCGGAAUGCUUAAUUUUCAUAAUCAAAGUUUUAUGAAAAAAAGGUUGAUACCAAA
Messenger RNA from Cydia splendana, 8559 nucleotides. RefSeq names its product discoidin domain-containing receptor tyrosine kinase B-like (gene Tkz). Gene Ontology annotation, molecular function: collagen binding; protein tyrosine kinase collagen receptor activity; ATP binding. Gene Ontology annotation, biological process: protein phosphorylation; multicellular organism development; positive regulation of neuron projection development. Gene Ontology annotation, cellular component: plasma membrane; signaling receptor complex. The transcript is spliced from 14 exons. Lineage: Eukaryota; Metazoa; Arthropoda; Insecta; Lepidoptera; Tortricidae. Bases 295 to 2895 code for a protein of 866 amino acids. The record is from RefSeq and is a predicted model, not a curated record.